GCAGCGGGAGUCCUCCCAGUCGGAUCCGACUGAACGUGACGUGCGAACCGGAGACGAGGAGUGAGGUUUCCUGGCGGAGCAGCGGAGGGAGCAGGAGCCGAGUCUUUAGCGCAAACCCCCUCCUCUUCAGCACACCGCCGGUAGCCAUGGCUCCAUCGCUGUCCUCCUGAGCUACCCUCACUCCGUGGCUGCUUCAGUAACCCCAGAAGAGGGAAGGAGGGAGAGGAGGAGGAGGGGGCAUCCCUAUCGGUCUCCAGCUAUCAGGCUGACUCACCCCAAGAGUGCCUGAACACAUACGGAGAAGUUUCAGAGAACCUUCAAGCGAGGAGCGCUGUGAAACGGAGCUGAAGAAGGAAGGCGGGGAGAAGAGGAGAAGGGGGAGAGAGACAGACGAUAGCAAGUGAAAAGGGGAGCUGCAUCUUCACUGACGAGGAGAAGAGAAAGUGAAUAUAGAGAAAGAACGAAGAAAAAGUUUAUUACAGAGCAAAGAAGGUGAAGAAAAGGUGCAGAUCCGUCAAAAGGUCGAGCUGACCGCUCCGAGUUCUGAGGGAAAACAACCUACCCACUACGCCUCCGACUGCUGUCUCAGAAAGGUCACCACACUGGGAGAACUGGGAGAGCUGGUGUUGAGGAGAAGCCACCAUGAGCGACCAGAACGUCGUCAAGGAAGGCUGGGUCCAGAAAAGAGGCGAAUACAUCAAGAACUGGCGACCACGUUACUUUCUGCUCAAGACGGACGGCUCCUUCAUUGGAUACAAGGACAAACCCCAGGACUCGGACCUGGCCUAUCCACUCAACAACUUCUCUGUAGCAAAAUGUCAGCUGAUGAAGACAGAACGACCCAAACCAAACACAUUCAUCAUCCGCUGUCUGCAGUGGACCACCGUCAUCGAGAGGACCUUUCAUGUCGACACUCCUGAUGAGAGGGACGAGUGGGCGGAGGCCAUCCAGAUGGUAGCAGAGUCACUGGCUAAGCAGGAGGAGGAAGGCAUCCUGUGCAGCCCCACUUCCCAGAUCGAGAACGUUAACGAGGAGGAGAUGGACACCUCCAUCAGCCACUACAAACGAAAGACAAUGAAUGACUUUGACUAUCUGAAGCUUCUGGGUAAAGGCACGUUUGGGAAAGUCAUUCUGGUGAGGGAGAAGGCGAGUGGCACCUACUAUGCCAUGAAGAUCCUGAAGAAGGAAGUCAUUAUAGCCAAGGAUGAAGUCGCUCACACGCUCACAGAAAGUAGAGUAUUGAAAAACACUAGACAUCCGUUCCUAACGUCUUUAAAGUACUCCUUCCAAACCAAGGAUCGGCUUUGCUUUGUAAUGGAAUACGUCAAUGGAGGAGAGCUGUUUUUCCACUUGUCGAGAGAGAGGGUGUUUUCGGAGGACCGCACCCGCUUUUAUGGUGCCGAGAUCGUUUCUGCUUUAGACUACCUUCAUUCUGCCAAGAUCGUCUACCGUGACCUCAAGCUGGAAAACCUCAUGUUAGACAAAGAUGGCCACAUCAAAAUCACAGAUUUUGGCCUGUGUAAAGAAGGGAUUACCGACACUGCAACUAUGAAGACUUUUUGUGGAACACCAGAGUACCUUGCUCCUGAGGUUCUGGAGGACAAUGACUACGGGCGAGCGGUGGACUGGUGGGGUUUGGGUGUAGUGACGUACGAGAUGAUGUGCGGCCGACUUCCGUUCUACAACCAGGACCACGAGAAGCUGUUUGAACUCAUCCUGAUGGAAGAGAUCAAGUUCCCACGGACCCUGUCUGCUGAUGCCAAGUCACUGCUGUCAGGGCUGCUGAUCAAAGACCCCAACAAACGGCUGGGCGGCGGGCCGGAUGACGCAAAGGAGAUAAUGAGGCACAGCUUCUUCGGCACAGUCGAUUGGCAGGACGUGUACGACAAGAAGCUGGUCCCGCCCUUCCAGCCGCAGGUCUCCUCAGAGACAGACACGCGCUACUUUGAUGAAGAGUUCACGGCACAGACCAUCACCAUCACUCCACCAGAGAAAUAUGACGAGGACGGGAUGGACGCAGCAGACAACGAACGACGGCCUCAUUUCCCACAGUUCUCCUACUCAGCCAGCGGGCGGGAGUGAGCGCUCGGUCCCAGUCAGCCACCGUCGUCCCCAUUCGUGGCCAUUUUGAGGAAAACACGUAGCCAUUCUAGGAAAAAGAAAAUACCAGUCUCCCCUCUUUCUCCUCGUCUGCCUCGUCACAGCGGGGGAGAAGUCUUUUUAGGGACUUUAAAAGAGGUUUUUGCACAGUGGGAUAGACUCAAGCUGGUCUCCCCACACUAAAAAAAAAAAAAAAAAAAAGUCUCCUACAUCUUCAGCGCUAUUUACUGCAGAAGGCAAUGUUUUUGUUAUUUAUUUUUUAUUUUCUCUCUCCACCAGUAUUAAGUUGUUGAACCCAUGAUCUUUGCGAUGAUCUUUAUGUUUGUCGUUUCUGCCCAUUUUUUUUUUUUUUUUUUUUUUUUUGAUGUUUUUUGCACUUGGUUUCGAAGAGCCGUUUUAGGGAACAAAAAACCAAAAAUGUUGCCUUACGUGUGCAGAUGUUUUGUAUCAUGCAGACAGGGUGGUUUUGCUGUUGUCUGUUUGUUUAGUUUUUUUUCUUUCGGGAGAGGGCAGCCGGAUUUUGGGUCCGGAGGGGGGAGGGUUGUCGCCCUUUAUUUGGGGAUAAGCGCAUGGCUCCAGGUUCACUCAUUUCAAAAGGAAAACAAAAACAUCUGUUUGUUUUGUCAUGGUGGCACACCUUCCUAAUGCCAUGGCAAAGAAAAUCAGCUGAGAAAUAAGAAAUGAGUCUGUACCGUUUCCUUCAUGGCUGCAGCGUCGCUACUGUUUUACCGUAUCAGAUCGACUUUAUGGUUCCUUUUUCUGAAACACUAAACUGCCGCACAGCUCACUCAGGCGCUACAGAGCACAAGCAGGUUCAGACUCAGCUAAGCGCUCCAGCUUUCCACAGCCACACUCUAUCUCUGCUUCGCACUCCUCCUCUUCUGUUUGCUCGUCUUUGCUCUAAGACAAGGGGAAUAACUGUUCCCACAGGGAAUCCUAGUUUAAAGUAUGCCUGAGCUGUAUGUAUGUAUGUAUGUGGCAAACAGACGCUGUCAUAGCAUACGCUAACACUACAAACAGAGGCAUUUCCUGCCUCAGGUCAGACUGGCGUUGGUGGUUAACUCCAGGAUAAAUCAGAUUUGGUGUUUUUGGGUGCAGGGUUCCAGGCUCACCAGCAGGGGGAGCUCAGCAGUUUGCACAGAGACCUCUGAUGGUUUCACUCCUGUGUGUCUUUGUGAGACGUCCCAAACCCUGCCAGGUUGUUCAGGUUGUUCUGUGGUCUCGUCAACUAUCCCUGGAUUUAAUUGGUUAAAAUCUGAUCGUUUUUCCUUCCUCUGAUUGGCUUACGUUCCUCUAAUCAUGCCUGGAUAUGUGGUCUGAGCUGAGAAGUUAAUCUGACAAGAAAUAAUAAAUUAGCUGUGCUUCCUCGAGGAUCCGGAAUCAGAUUUUGUGCCAAGAGUGAAACUUUAGUUAAAUUUCCACAGUUCCACAAAAAAUAAAACAGAAAUGUUGGUAAAAUCCAACAGGCCUUAUUUUAACCAAUAAAAUCAACUAUUAUCACCUCUGCUAAAAUACAACAGCACUGUUUUAUAACAUUUUCUAUUGAUUUUCAUGUAGAGACUUAAUCUAAGAAAAAAAUAACAGCCGCUCGAUGAAGGAUUAGUUUUUACGGAGGCCCUAAAGGGACAUGGAGGGAGAAAAAAGAACUUUUGCGAGAUCCCACAA
Cyprinodon tularosa is the source of this 3765-nucleotide messenger RNA. It is a transcript of the gene akt3b, whose product is annotated as v-akt murine thymoma viral oncogene homolog 3b. Bases 643 to 2082 code for a protein of 479 amino acids. The transcript is spliced from 14 exons. Gene Ontology annotation, biological process: protein phosphorylation. Lineage: Eukaryota; Metazoa; Chordata; Actinopteri; Cyprinodontiformes; Cyprinodontidae. The record is from RefSeq and is a predicted model, not a curated record. Gene Ontology annotation, molecular function: protein serine/threonine kinase activity; ATP binding.